This is a messenger RNA of Neocloeon triangulifer, 1349 nucleotides long. RefSeq names its product G kinase-anchoring protein 1-like. The record is from RefSeq and is a predicted model, not a curated record. The coding region runs from base 144 to 1109 and encodes 321 amino acids. NCBI's taxonomy places the organism in Eukaryota, Metazoa, Arthropoda, Insecta, Ephemeroptera, Baetidae. Gene Ontology annotation, cellular component: Golgi apparatus. Gene Ontology annotation, biological process: signal transduction. The transcript is spliced from 7 exons.
GUACCAGCCAGUCUGAAGUGACAAAAACACAACAAAACAAACGAGUCAAACGACCAAAACAGUUUCUGAAUUUACUGACAAUUUGCAGGCACAGAUCGCCAAAUUCGCAGAACUUUUGAGAGAAAAUCCAGACAACGCUAACGAUGGCGACUGCGGUAGCUUCAAGGUUCGCGGUCCUCAGCCUGGACGUGGAAGACGACAACGGAAAAGUGAGGAAGGCGGAGAAAAAGAAGGCAGCCGACAGCUCCAAAGACAAAACUAAAACCCAACCAGGCAAACAGCAGCAGCAGCAGCAAGACGCGAAAAAGAAGGCCAGCAAGAAGAAGUCUGAUAGCAACUCGCAAAGCAGUUCAAAAAGUAAGAGUGGCCCGGCAGGCCAGCAGCAAAAGCAGGCGAAACAGACGGCCAAUUCCAGUCAGUGGGAAGAUUGGAAGAAAAAGGACCAAGAGUUUGUUUCCGAGUCGUAUGAGCAAGAUCUGCAGGAGGCCGUUCUGCAGUCAAAACUGGAGUUUGAAGAAGUGCGCAAACUUCGCAAGGCGGCUGGUUUGGAUGACAAUGUGGUGGACAAGUCCAAGAAAAAAGGAAAGCCUCUCAAACCGCAGCCAAUGUCGUUGGAAACAUUCAACAAAAUGAGUGGUGACGGAAAUAAAAAGGAAGAAAUUCCAAAAGAGGAGGCUGAGGAAUAUGGAAAUUUCUUUGAAAAAAUCAACGAGUACGCUGCAGAAGCUAUGAACCUAGAAUUGAAGACUGCGCAUUUCAAAGCUCGACAGGUUGAGCCACAAGCAGAUGUGCAUGUGACACUGGCCCAGUUCCAAGAUGUCCUGGACAAGAGAAACAAAGAAAUUGUCGAACUGAAGGAAUUAGUGACCAAGCUGGAGUUUGAACUUUCUAAUGUCAAAGCCCGCAACUCUAAGUUGUGCGCGAUGCUUGCUCAAGGAGAAAUGAAAGACAAGGUUGAUGUUCUGCUGGAAGUUGAGAAACUGAAGACUGCCAGAGAAGAGUUGUCUUCCGAGGUGCAAAGUCUGUACGGCCAGUUGGAACAGGAGCGCUCAAAAGUCAGCGCACUCAGCCAGCCAACCGAGAAGGGCAAAUCAAAGGGCAAGAAAUAAGUUGAAACUGCCUGGAAGCUUUACCACAGUGAGAUACAAGUGCUACUGUUUCAUGUUCGUGAUUUCAAAGACUUAAAAUAUCUGUGCUGCAAUUGAUCAGUUCAAUGAGCUAUUUAUCUUUUCUGAAAAUAUGCAUUCCAUACAGUUGAAAUAUUUGAUUAACGCUGUAAUACUCAGUAAGAUUUCAAAAAAUAAAAUAAUAAAAUUUGUCUAAAAGUACUGUGAAGUUAUUAAAAUUGA